Aspergillus alliaceus is the source of this 747-nucleotide messenger RNA. RefSeq lists its product as uncharacterized. NCBI's taxonomy places the organism in Eukaryota, Fungi, Ascomycota, Eurotiomycetes, Eurotiales, Aspergillaceae. The record is from RefSeq and is a predicted model, not a curated record. Bases 52 to 717 code for a protein of 221 amino acids. The transcript is spliced from 3 exons.
GGACACUACUUCAGACGUCUUCCGGUCAUUUUUUACUAUCACAUUCCUAUCAUGGCCGGCUCACCUGCAUCUGGCUCCAAGCCAGAGAAGACAAUGUCUUCACGUCUUCUUACAAUGAAAUUCAUGCAACGAUCUGCCGCUACGGCUGCCGCUAAAGAAUCCUCUCAACAGCCUUCCGCUGGAGAUUCAAAUACCUCCACCCCAAAACGCCCCAGAGUCGCUCCCGGUGAACACUCUCAAAGCCCCGCUGGUACACCUUCAAAUGAUCUUGAGGCCAUUUCGGCUGCUCUUGCGGAGGAGGAAGAGAAACGCCGUGAGGCAAUCUUACGCCAGGCAGCGGAAUCAGGUGAAACAGAAUGGGUGCUUAAUUUUAGUCAAGAAAAUGCUGUGAACCAAUAUGCACCGCCGCCCUUCAUCGUGGCUGAUGAUUCUCUCGACGCGGAUAAUGAUGAGGACUUAGCUUAUGGAGGAAGACAGGCCUAUGGAAACUUCAAGCGGAAGAAGAAUACUGUGAAACGUGAUGCGGGCGGUAAUGAGCCUGAUGCCAGUGAAGACGAGGCUGAAGACGGGGAUGACGUCGACUCGAUGAUCAACAAAGCCAAGGCGGCUUCGAAACAGCAUUCGAAGGUCAAGCUCUCGCAACUAACAAGCAUUUCUGGUGGGCGUCAAGGCACCGUUGGAGGAAAUAAGUCACAGAAGAAACGCAAACACAAAUAAAUUAUUUGGCCUCAGAACUCUUGUCCCCUU